CCAACCGCACAGAAAUUCGAUUUCAUUUUAUUUUCAUCUUUUGCAAUGAUAAAGAAGACGAUAAAAGUACUUGGGUUAUGCUUGUUUAAGGGUUGCGGUCCGGAUCUGUUGCAUUCGAGAGCGUUUCGUUCUGUGCAGGUAGCCUGCCGCACUCAAGCGUCGACGGUGAUUGCGGCUUUUGAAGGGAUACAGGUAGGUUAUUGCGCUGGUCGUAUGCGUUUUCAACAAUGGGAUUGCUCGAAUGUCGGCCACAUAAUGCACGAUCCGCCAAUUCUGAAAUACGGAUAUCGUGAAUCGGCAUUGAUCUGGGCUUUAUCGUCCGCUGGUGCGGCUUGGGGUGUGGCGACUGCUUGUGCUCAGGGAUGGAUUGAAGACUGUUCUUGCGGUAAACGAAAUGUCUUUCGUUUUAUCCAAAGCUGUUCCUAUAGCGUACAGCACGGAAUUACGGCCAGUCGUAAGCUCCUCACUAGAACACCAAUAGUUCGUUCACCGCUGAGAACUGUUGAAAAACACAAUCUGAAAGCGGGACGCCUGGCUGUCAAAAAGACUCUAAUAGCGUCAUGUAAAUGUCACGGAGUGUCCGGUUCAUGUCAACAGAAAACGUGUUGGAAAAAAACGGCCACUCUGGACCACAUCACUGAUUACCUUGUUGAUAAAUAUGCACGUUCACGAAUGCUCACAGGAGAUCAGAAGCCAAAAAACUCCGAUCUAGUAUUUAUCGAACCAUCACCGGAUCCGUGUCAACAACAGACUAUAUCCGGUAGAGUCUGUGCAUGGCGUAAUGAGACUCACACCCAAGGCGAUUGUGGACGCAUUUGUUGUGGAAAAGGUUUUCAGAUCAGCCAUGAAGUGAUUCAGUACAAGUGCGAUUGUAAGUUUGUCUGGUGUUGUAAACUGAUUUGCAAGGAUUGUCUGCAACAUCGAUGGGUGUCGACGUGUAACUGA
Messenger RNA from Angiostrongylus costaricensis, 945 nucleotides. Lineage: Eukaryota; Metazoa; Nematoda; Chromadorea; Rhabditida; Metastrongylidae. The record is from the annotation of a GenBank genome assembly.